AUGUCUGCAAGUGCUCGAGCUGUACAUCGCCCGUGCGGGGCUUACCCAACUCAAGGUAUUCAUAAGGCAAUUGCGGCUUGCGUGAGUGACCGCGAUAAUAAUGUGAGAAACGCUGCAAUAAAUGGGUUAGUGGCGUGCUAUCGAGAAGAAGGCGAUCAGAUGUGGCGCAAUGUGGGCAAAAUGGGUGACAAAGAGCGUGCCAUGGUAGAGGAGCGCAUCAAGCGAUCAGGAGCAGCUCCAGGAAGCGCCGCACCUCGUGGUGGCGCACCCGUAAGGGUCGGCGGUGCAAAGAUAGUGGUGCCUGCAGGAUCUGGGUCUGCGGUUCGCCGUCCAUCUAGUCGCAGCGCUUCAUUAAGACGAGAUAAUUCUGAAGGUCGUACAAGGGAGAACAGUCCGGAAGGCGAGAGAGAAUUAAACGGUACUUUCACCCAAGGUGAGGAAGGAACCAAGGAGUCGUCUUCAGCUUAUCCUCCUCGUUACACAAUUGACGAUGAGUAUGUGGAGCAGGGCCCCACAAAUUUGAACUCAACUCAAGUCCUACUUGAGAUGGACAAAAUCCAAUUUCGGCAACCGACAAGAAAUCCUCCUGCUCCUCAAUUUCCGACUACUCCUUUGAGACGAAGUGGCUCGUCUUCUUCGAUUUCUUCUAUUGACACUAUGGAUCAACUGGAAAAGGUCAUCCAAAACAUAUCAUCCGGUCUUAUUGACGUUGCUAAGGAUGCAUUGGAACAGGUUCGAAGUUAUAUUGUACAUCAGUUAUAUCAUAAGUUCCCGUUUGCACCUUUUAGUUUACAGAGCUUCUAUUGUUUUUUAAUUAUUUUCCUAGAAAACUAG
Haemonchus placei is the source of this 834-nucleotide messenger RNA. NCBI's taxonomy places the organism in Eukaryota, Metazoa, Nematoda, Chromadorea, Rhabditida, Trichostrongylidae. The record is from the annotation of a GenBank genome assembly.